AUGGUUGUAGCUGGUGAUGACUGCUCUGUCUUCAGUCACGAGCUUCCUAGUUACAUUAAAGAUAAUUUUGAAUCAGCAAGAGUCACUGAAGCCAACUGGGAAACAAUUCAGGGUGGUGUCAUCGAAAGUGGCUGUGGGCAGCUGGCAUCCUAUGCCCACGGAGGCUCGCUUUACUUUAAUGGUCGUCAGAUAAGGCAAGCUGCCACCAAGCCACUAGAUCUCACUCGAGCAAGCAAAAUUAUGUUUGUCUUGCAAAUUGGGAGCACAGCACAGACAGCCAGUUGCAACAGUGACCUCAGCGGCCCCCACACUGUAGACAAGGCAGUGCUGCUGCAAUACAGCCUGAGCAAUGGCAUAACCUGGCAUGUCAUCGCGCAGCACCAGCCGAAGGACUUUGCACAAGCUCAGCGGGUGUCUUACAAUGUCCCCCUGGUCUUGUGUUCCUAUCCGGAUUUUGCGUUUUCUGGUGGACGAGAUGGGACAGGCUGUGACAACCCCCUUGUCUUUGUCUAUGGACCAUUGGAAGGAUCAGGGUCGCAUCCAGACCAUCAACCAUACAUCACCGUGUGGGAAAACUUGGCUCGCUAUCCACCCCCAUGGGUCGAGCCUUUCCUCCCACCUCGCCAACCAAGCUCCCGGGUCUUGGCUGUGCGAGAGGGCUCCACAGAAGGAAGACCGAAACCACGUCAGAAUGAAGGCGAGCCCAGCACCCCGCCGGUGUCCAUUUCAAAGAUAUACCCUGAUAUAGAAGAACCCCCUGAAUGGCCCACUCCCCUGCCCCCACCUUACCCCUCAGCUCCCCAACCUGCACCCCUGCCCUCAGCCCCCGAACUGGCCCCAGCCUCCGGGGCCACAGGGGGGCCCUCAGCAGGUACUAGGAGCCGACGUAGAGCCACUCCUGUAGGACCUGACUCCACCAUGGCGCUGCCCCUUAGGGCCAUUGGGCCGCCCCCAACUGGCGAGAAGGAGCUGCAGCUCCUGCAGGUAACUCUGAAAAUAGAGGGGACCCCUAUAGAUUUCUUGGUGGACACGGGAGCAGAAUAUUCUGUGCUUAAAAAACCUCUGGGAAAGAUACAAGAUAAAAAGACGCUGGUGAUUGGGGCUACAGGACAAAAACCGUAUCCGUGGACUACUUCUCGUACAGUGGAUCUUGGAAGAAACCAGGUAUCCCACUCAUUUUUAGUAAUACCAGAGUGCCCUACGCCCUUACUGGGCAGAGACUUGUUAACCAUAAAGGCCCAGAUAAAAUUUGCCCCCUCUGGACCGGAACUGUCAUGGGGAACUGAGACACCCCAAACGUUAAUAUUGUCCCUUCAGCUAGAAGAAGAAUACUGGCUAUACCAAGAGAGAAAGAAGCCCCCCGAGGAGCUUCAGGAAUGGUUACUUCGAUUUCCUCAGGCGUGGGCUGAGACAGGGGGCACGGGAAUGGCUAGACAGGCCCCCCCUGUGGUGAUUGAGCUCAAGUCUGGAGCCACCCCCAUUGGGGUCCGACAGUACCCCAUGAGCAAGGAAGCCAGAGAGGGCAUACGCCCCCACAUUAAGAGACUGUUAGAACAGGGGAUUUUAGUCCCUUGCAGGUCCCCUUGGAACACCCCCUUAUUGCCAGUAAAAAAACCGGGGACAAACGACUAUCGUCCGGUACAGGAUCUUAGGGAAGUCAACAAGAGGGUACAAGAUGUCCACCCUACAGUGCCCAACCCCUACAACUUGCUCAGUACAUUGCCACCCACUCGAACCUGGUAUACCGUCUUAGAUUUAAAAGAUGCCUUCUUCUGUCUGAGGUUACAUCCAAACAGCCAGCCCCUGUUUGCUUUCGAGUGGCGGGACCCUGAGAGUGAGAGAACCGGACAACUCACGUGGACAAGGUUACCCCAAGGAUUCAAAAACUCCCCAACACUGUUCGAUGAAGCUCUACACCGGGACCUUGCCCCCUUCCGCGCUAAUAACCCGCAGGUGACUCUUAUCAUUUAUAUUGAUGACAUUUUGCUGGCCACAGAGACCCGAGAAGAUUGCGAACUGGGGACUCAGAAGAUCCUGGCUGAGUUAGGUGAGUUGGGGUAUCGGGUCUCUGCUAAGAAAGCACAGCUAUGUCGAACUGAGGUGACAUACUUGGGAUAUACCCUAAAAAAUGGACAGCGGUGGCUCACAGAAGCCAGAAAACGAACAGUCACACAAAUCCCAACCCCAACCACCCCUCGCCAGGUAAGGGAAUUCCUGGGGACCGCGGGAUUUUGUAGGCUUUGGAUUCCAGGAUUCGCCACUUUGGCAGCCCCAUUAUAUCCCUUGACAAAAGAAAAAGGGAAGUUCAUCUGAUCAAAAGAACACCAGGUGGCUUUCGAAACUCUUAAAAAGACACUGCUACAGGCCCCUGCCCUAGCACUGCCAGAUUUAAGCAAGCCUUUUACCCUAUAUAUUGAUGAGAGAAAGGGGGUUGCCAGAGGGGUCCUCACCCAAGCUCUAGGACCUUGGAAGCGUCCGGUGGCUUAUCUGUCAAAAAAACUAGAUCCUGUGGCUAGCGGAUGGCCCUCUUGCCUUCGAGCGAUAGCUGCAACAGCCACACUGAUAAAAGAUGCUGAUAAGCUAACUCUGGGCCAGAAAGUGACAGUAGUGGCCCCCCAUGCUCUCGAAAACAUCAUCAGACAACCGCCAGACCGCUGGAUAACCAACGCUAGAAUCACCCAUUACCAGAGCUUGUUACUAACAGAGCGAGUGACUUUUGCUCCACCUGCCAUCCUCAACCCCGCUACCCUGCUACCUGAAGCCGAUGAGACCCCAGUACAUCAGUGUGAGGAGAUACUGGCUGAAGAAGCAGGGACCCGGUCAGAUUUGACCGACCAGCCGUGGCCUGGGGCGGAGACCUGGUUCACUGACGGAAGUAGCUUCGUGAAAGAAGGUAAGCGAAGGGCUGGGGCAGCGGUAGUAGAUGGAAGGACUGUUAUUUGGGCUAGCAGCCUGCCGGAAGGAACUUCGGCGCAAAAAGCAGAACUUAUUGCUCUGAUCCAAGCCCUAAAACUGGCAGAAGGGAAGUCUGUAAACAUUUAUACUGAUAGCCGAUACGCUUUUGCAACAGCCCAUGUUCAUGGGGCAAUUUACAGACAGCGUGGGUUGCUGACGUCUGCUGGCAGAGACAUUAAAAAUAAAAAGGAGAUUCUUGAUUUACUAGAGGCUAUCCACUUGCCACGAAAGGUGGCAAUCAUCCACUGCCCAGGACACCAGAAGGGGACUGGCCCUAUUGAAAAGGGAAACCAGAUGGCAGAUCAGAUGGCUAAAGAGGCGGCACACGGACCAAUGACUCUUAUAGCCAAAGUGGGGUCCCGCCAGGAUGAGAGGGCCCUGGAAAAGAGAGCCCUCACAGAAGAAGAGGGGCUAGAAUACCUGACCAGUAUGCACCUCCUCACCCACCUGGGGGCCAGAAAAAUGAUAGAACUAUCCAACAAAUCCCCUUACCACAUUCCUAGGCUCCAAAAGACAGCCGAAGAUCUGGUAAGAAACUGCAGGGCGUGUGCCCUCACUAAUGCCGGAUCCAGCAGGCAUAGUGGGGGAAAGCGCCUACGGGGAGAUCGACCUGGAACUUAUUGGGAGGUCGAUUUCACAGAAGUAAAACCUGCCCGAUACGGCAACAAAUAUCUUCUAGUUUUCAUAGAUGUUUUCUCAGGGUGGGUCGAAGCAUUUCCCACUAAGAAAGAAACAGCAAAUGUAGUGGCCAAGAAGAUACUGGAAGACAUCCUUCCCCGAUUUGGAGUACCUAAGGUAAUUGGGUCAGACAAUGGGCCUGCCUUCGUCUCCCAGGUAAGUCAGGGACUGGCCAGACAACUGGGGAUAAAUUGGAAGUUACAUUGUGCUUACCGACCCCAGAGCUCAGGACAGGUAGAAAGAAUGAAUAGAACUAUUAAAGAGACCCUUACGAAAUUAUCGAUUGAGGCCGGCGGGAUUGACUGGACAGCCCUUCUCUCCCUAGCCCUGUUCCGGGUCCGGAACACACCCGGACCUUUGGGACUAACACCCUUUGAGAUACUGUUUGGUGCACCUCCGCCUCUGUUUGAAACCCUAAAUAGUGUGACACGCCCUGAUGACAAUAAUUUUAUACCUUCCACCCACCUUUUAGCCUGUUUAAAGGCCCUUGAGACGAUCAGGAGAGAUAUUUGGGAACAGCUGAAAGACACUUACACCGCCGGAGAUCCUGCAGUUCCCCAUCAGUUUGAGAUUGGAGACGCCGUCCUGGUGCGGAGACACCGGGCGGGAAAUCUCGAGCUGUGCUGGAAAGGACCCUACCUGGUACUGUUGACAACUCCAACCGCCAUUAAGGUGGAAGGGAUCCCCACCUGGGUUCAUGCUUCACAUGUCAAAAGGGCCCCUCCUGAAACUAGUCCAGAUGAGUGGAUUUUGGAAAAGACUAAUAAUCCUCUUAAGUUGCGUUUAUGUCGUAAACGCAACCCUGAGUCAGGACAGCAACCCCCAUGCCCCGAUUCGACAAACCUGGGAGGUGAUUAA
Messenger RNA from Arvicanthis niloticus (Nile rat), 4491 nucleotides. The record is from RefSeq and is a predicted model, not a curated record. Lineage: Eukaryota; Metazoa; Chordata; Mammalia; Rodentia; Muridae.